AUGUCUAGACCUCCUGUGACAUGCCAUAUUCUCGAUACGACCACUGGAAAGCCAGCUGAAGGUGUUGUAUGUUCGAUCUACAAAAUGGCGAUCGACGAUACUUCUGACGAUACCCAAGUGUUAUGCGAAAAUGGCGAUGCACCCUUUGCUUUAGCUAAAACCAACGCCGAUGGAAGGAUCGUCCAGUGGGUGUUUGCACCAGAGCCAUCCAAAAGAACGCUCCUGAGAAGCAUUGGAAUCGUGGAACAGGAAUCUAAAAUGCUGGCCUGGAAGUCCUUGGUUCCUGGUUUUUACAAGAUCCGGUUCCAGACAUCGAAAUACUACGCUCGCGAAGGCAAAUCGUGUUUCUUCCCGUUUGUGGAAAUCGCCUUCACAGUAAGCGAUGCUAGGCACUACCAUAUCCCAUUGCUUCUCAGUAACUACGGCUACACGACAUAUCGCGGCAGCUGA
Lachancea lanzarotensis is the source of this 450-nucleotide messenger RNA. RefSeq names its product LALA0S07e01090g1_1. Gene Ontology annotation, molecular function: hydroxyisourate hydrolase activity. Lineage: Eukaryota; Fungi; Ascomycota; Saccharomycetes; Saccharomycetales; Saccharomycetaceae. The record is from RefSeq and is a predicted model, not a curated record. Gene Ontology annotation, biological process: purine nucleobase metabolic process. The coding region runs from base 1 to 450 and encodes 149 amino acids. The transcript has a single exon.